AUUGGGGUGUUGGGUAUUAGUGAUACUAAAUGGCCAGGAAACGAUCGAUACAAGACCACAGAGGGCGAAGUACUGUACUACUCGGGUAAAAAUGGCUCAACCGAACCUUAUGGAGUGGCAGUCCUGCUCCAUACCACAUUCCAACCGAAGUAUGCUGUUACGUCUGGAAGCUAAACCGCAGAACAUAAAUAUCAUACAAGUGUAUGCCCCGACAGCCGACAAACCCCAGAACGAGUUGGAUGAAUUUUACGCGGAAGUUAGGAAUCUUUUACAAUACACGAAGAAACAUGACAUAAAUAUUAUAAUGGGAGAUCUAAACGCAAAGGUGGGUGCAGGGGAGGUACCAGGAGUGAUCGGACCUUAUGGAUUAGGGGUAAGAAAUGAACGGGGCGAAGCGCUCAUUGAGUUCUGUCAAGAACAUGAACUCGUAGUCACGAACACCCUGUUCAAACAUCACCCAAGGAGGCUCUACACAUGGACCUCACCAGCGCAUACACCAGAUCACAUAGUUCGCAACCAGAUAGAUUACAUAGCGAUAAAUAGUCGUUUCAAAAAUUCGAUUAAAAGUGCUCAAACCUAUCCUGGUGCUGAUAUCAACUCUGACCACAACCCCGUUAUAGUUAAAAUGUGCUGUAACCUGAAAAAACUAAAAAAGACUAAAAUCAUCUGUCGUCCGGAUAUACGCAGUAUCAAACAUCCGGAAAAAAGAGUAAAAGUCUCCAAGGCUAUAAACCGCUGGGCUGAAGAAAAUUUUAAUACAACUGCAUCUGUAGAAGAAGUGAAUCAUGCUCUAGUUAGAACCAUUACCGAUAUUAAUGAAACUAUUUUGGGUCAGACGCAAUAUAACAAAAGACAACAGUGGAUGGAAGAUGAAAUCUUAGACCUCAUGGAAGAAAGACGACUGAGAAACAAUUCGAUCCACACGCAUACAAUGCCCUAA
Molecule: messenger RNA, 940 nt
Organism: Pieris napi
Lineage: Eukaryota; Metazoa; Arthropoda; Insecta; Lepidoptera; Pieridae
Product: craniofacial development protein 2-like
Exons: 2
Coding region: 92-940 (282 amino acids)
Molecular function (GO): catalytic activity
Source: RefSeq, a predicted model, not a curated record